CACGUGGUUCUUUAACUGCAUUCGCAGCGAACCCUCCCAACCAAAACUUGAACUACUAACUCUGCAACCAAAUGCGAUGGCCCCUAUGACAACACGAGCACAAAAACGGAUGGCAUCAUCAAUCAAGGUACCAGCUGAGAGUAUCGACGAGUCAUCGUCGAGUGAAGAUACCGACGACAUUAUGUGCCAUGUAAGCGCCUUGAAACGAAGUCUCGAGAAACAGCGUAGAAGAAUGAAGAAACUCAUGCAAAUAAAUGAGGGACUGCAGGAGCAGGUCGAACAAUUACAGUCUGGUGUUAAUGAACAACCGAAGAAACCACGCGGCCGUUCAACAGGCUUGGACUUCCGAGUUAAACAGUUACAGGAAAAAGUCAAACUUUUGGAACAGGGACGUAAGAAAGACAAGCGAAAGAUCUCUGCGCUUAGGACACUGGAAGCAAAGGCUGAAGCUCAGGAUCUCGUCAACGGAGAUCACUCCGACAGCGGAAGUACAGAUUCUGUUCACAAAAUGAGAAAACUUUUGAGGAGAUUCAGUGAUAUCAUGCUGGUUACCACCCUCCCUACCGAUGCAGAAGGUAAAGCCGAGGAUUGUCCUAUCUGCAUGGAAGCAUUUGUCGCGAACGAAUGUUCUAGUCUAUCCUGUGAACAUGUCAUCUGUAAUACCUGCUUGCCAGAGAUCUCAAAGGGCGCAGAUGAAACAGUGCAUUGUCCGAAAUGCCGACGUGUCUGCCCGCGAGACGAUGUCGAAAAUGUUUAUAUGACAGAGACCGAGCGAUGGGAUCGACUCCUAGAAGUCGCACAGGCAUGGGGUGCCAUGGACAGGCGUGGGGAAGAAGAAACGAGCGAGGAGGAAGCACAAGAAGACUUCAUCAACGAUGGAACAAGUUCUGCGUCUUCACCCUUAAACGACGCGAAGACGACAGAAGAAGAAGAGGAAGAGGAAGAAGAAGAAGAAGAAGAAGAAAUGAUAUCUAAGAAUGGUGGAGAUUCGGGCGGAGGUACAAAACCGUCAACUUUCGCUCAAGCUCCGUCGAAGGUCAAAAGAGAGCGACUGGCGCAUCUAGCUGAAGAACGCCGCAAGAAAAGGCGGUUAUCUUAAAGUUUUCACUUUGCCUUGAUGUCUAUCUUCAAGUUUUCUUUUAUUCUCCUGGAGCGGAUACAUUGGCCCCACGAUCGAUCUGUCAAGGAUGAAUAUCUUAGCAGUGAGUAUGUGAGCCGCUAGGAUCGGGCCAGGAGCCGGUGUGAUAUGCGGUUCUUCUUUAUUUCCGCCCUUUGUAAGGGUGUACUUUUGUGAUUCUCUCGUUCGUAAGAGAGAGACAUAUUUUUGGGACAAAGGACGGGAGGAAUACAAUGAGCUUUAGGCCAUGUGGCGAACGCGUCCAAAAGCGGAAUAAGUGG
Desarmillaria tabescens is the source of this 1398-nucleotide messenger RNA. RefSeq lists its product as uncharacterized. The transcript has 7 exons. The record is from RefSeq and is a predicted model, not a curated record. Bases 77 to 1099 code for a protein of 340 amino acids. Lineage: Eukaryota; Fungi; Basidiomycota; Agaricomycetes; Agaricales; Physalacriaceae.